UACUACUUUUUCCUUAAAGUUAUACGUCGCUUCCGUCCUACUCAGAAAAAACAUGGGCGCUGGAGCAUCGAACUCUGGACAAAAUGAGAUUCAGAAUGAAAUAACAGAUUACUAUCAGCUCCUUGAAGUAGAAGAAACUGCGACAGCGGAUGAAAUAAAGCGUUCAUUUCGUAGACUUGCCCUUCUUCACCAUCCGGACAAAAACAAAGAUGAUGUAGAAGGAGCCACGAAACGAUUUGCAGAGUUGCAACAAGCAUAUGAGGUUCUAAGUGACGAUCAAGAGAGAGCUUGGUACGACUCGCACAAGGCAUCGUUGGCUCCGGAGCCUGACGAUGAAACUGUUUACGAAGAUAUACGCAAAGGAGCACCUCCUUCCCGCGCUCGGGACAGAGGCUUGUCCGUGCGCCAACUUAGUCGCUUUUUUGAUGCUACACUCUGGAAAGACUUUGGAGAUGAAGGCGAUGGUUUCUACGCUAUAUAUCGCAGCGUUUUUGCUCGUCUGGUAGCAGAGGAAAAGCUUGUAUCUGAUGACGAGGUGUACCUACCUUCUUUUGGAUAUUCACACUGGCCGUGGGCACCUCAAAGCAAAGGAGAAGAGGCUACUGCGGCUCGAACUUUCUACAAUACGUGGAUUAACUUUGCAACGGCCAAGGACUUUGCAUGGUCAGAUGCCUGGAAUAUAUCAGAAGCUCCCGAUAGACGAGUGCGCAGACUUAUGGAGAAGGACAAUAAAAAGGCAAGAGAGGAUGCUCGGAGAGACUUCAAUGAUACCGUCAGAUCUUUGGCUAAAUUCUUGAAAAAACGGGACCCGCGGUACAAGAAGCAUAUCGCACGGCAAGCAGAGGCUACUCAAAUGCAUGCAUCCGGCUCGUCUACCCCAAAUUCUAGAAAGAUAUUUACACCGGACGCAGCCUACAUCGAGCAGGACUGGCAAAAAAUUGAUAGUCGAGUUGGCGAACAUGAUUUGGAAUGGGCUGUUGCAGAGGGAGAUGACCCUGAAGAAUGGGAAUGCGUUGCGUGUAACAAGUCAUUCAGAAGUGAGGCUGCAUGGGACAGUCACGAACGAAGCAAAAAGCAUCUAAGAGAAGUAGAAAGGCUUCGUAGAGAAAUGUUGGACGAGGGAGAGAUGUUGGGCUUGGAUCAGGCGCCGCAGUUGGAGGUUGAAGAAACGGCGCCAAGUAUUGAGGACCAUCUUGAUUCCUUCCUGGAUGAGCCUCCGCGAUCUCCUUCCCCUCCACCUAGCGAACAGGAAAUUCACACAUAUGCGGCCACCCCAGAAGCUUCUCGUGAAGAGAAUGGGGAGGAAAAGAAUUUACGUCACUUGCCAAAAGGCAAGAAAGGCCGGGAAAAAGCACAACCUUUAGCGACGUCUAAAGAGCCUCGUACAAAAUCUGAAAAAAAGAUGCAAGGUUUGGAUCAUGCUUUCUUUGAAGAAGCUGGUUCAUCAAACAUUGGCUCUAUUGAGCAGGGAAAGGACUCUGCCAGGCCUGAUUCAGGCGAGAAGCUGGAGCUGUCCAAGCGCGAACAACGCAGAGCACGACAGGCCAAGAAAGCGGAAUUGAGCGGCGCAACGCAUAGUAUACAGUGCAACUGGGCUGGUUGUGGAAGAUUCUUUGAGAGUAAGACUAAACUCUUCGUGCAUGUCAAUGAAGAGGGGCAUGCAAUUCAGAGUGAGGUUACUCCGAGGCAAAAAAUUAAACGAGGAAAGGGUAAACCUAGUAUAGCAUAGUCAUGAUCAUGUUAAUGGUCAAUACGAGGGCGUCUCUUUAAAUAUCACCGAGCGAGCGAUAGCGUGUACUACGUCGGUCAAACAGUCGAGGGCGCCCUUUGAGCGUCGAUAAAUUAUAAGCACGAAGAUCAACGGACCAGGAGUCCAGGACUCAAGAUGCACCGCUCGUCGUAGAAAUACGGGCGCCUAGGCCUUGGCAAUGAAUCAACUUUGACUAUCUGACAUCAUGGAUUGAUAAGCGCUGGG
Molecule: messenger RNA, 1975 nt
Organism: Lentinula edodes (shiitake mushroom)
Lineage: Eukaryota; Fungi; Basidiomycota; Agaricomycetes; Agaricales; Omphalotaceae
Product: DnaJ domain-containing protein
Exons: 8
Coding region: 53-1729 (558 amino acids)
Cellular component (GO): cytoplasm
Molecular function (GO): nucleic acid binding; zinc ion binding
Source: RefSeq, a predicted model, not a curated record